UUCAGCCACGUCAUUUUCGCUUGAUAGAUGAUAGUAUACGCGGCGUUAAAAAGAUAAGGAGUGUACUAAAAUAUUAAACCAUGAAUAUAUUCCGUUUACUUGGUGAUUUGUCCCACCUUCUAGCUAUUAUAAUACUAUUACUCAAAAUAUGGAAAACGAGAUCAUGUGCAGGUAUAUCGGGAAAAUCGCAGAUACUCUUUGCAAUUGUGUAUACGAUGCGAUAUUUAGAUCUGUUGACGACUUACGUGUCUGCUUAUAACACUGUUAUGAAACUGGUGUUCAUCGUCGCCUCUUGCGCUACUGUGUAUUUGAUCUACGUCAAGUUCAGAGCCACCUAUGACCACAACCAUGACACGUUCAGAAUUGAGUUUCUGUUGGUUCCAUGCUUUGUGCUGGCGCUGCUGAUUCACCAUGACUUCACUGUGCUAGAGGUCAUGUGGACCUUCUCCAUUUACUUGGAAUCAGUGGCCAUCUUGCCGCAGCUGUUCUUAGUAUCGAAGACGGGUGAAGCAGAGAGCAUCACUUCUCAUUACCUGUUUGCCCUUGGAUCUUACCGAGCCCUCUAUUUACUUAACUGGGUGUACCGCUACGUCGUGGAGGAUCAUUACGAGUUAAUCGCUAUCGUUGCUGGCGUCGUGCAGACUGUACUCUACUGCGAUUUCUUCUAUCUUUACAUCACGAAAGUUCUCAAAGGAAAGAAGCUGCAACUGCCGGCUUAAUGAUGCAAUAAAACUUUACACAGGUGUCGUGAAGGUGUUUUUAUAAGCCAAUAAUUUACCUAAGAUCUAGAUAUACAACCAUUGUCAGUAUAGUUAUGGAAAUGUUGAUUACUGAUACCAAUUAUGUGUGUGGAAUUUUAUACUUAAUUAUUAUUACUGUUUAUUAUAAUUUGCGUAAUUUGAUCAGUAUAACGUUACGAGAGCGGUAAAUUGAAACUUGGAUUGGCUGAAUACAAUAUUUAUAUGUUAAUAAAAUUAUUAACACAGAUCAAAAUUGAUUGCUUAUUAGUUAUUUGAACUGUUUCUUAAGCUUAUUAUAGAUGAAUUCUAUCGUAUGUAUCGUAUAAUGUAAUUGAUAAAUCCCUAUCCUGUUUCCGUAGUUAAUUUCAACAAUUAACUAAGUUUCUUUAUCUGUAAACAUUGCCCUACUGCUACUGUAUUGGACACCUGUUGUUACAUAAACCCGUUAAGCGUUUACCACAAAACUUCAAGCAUCUAUUUUCGCUACAAAACUAAAAAUACCUACAUGAUAGCAGUUACGGCGUAGCGCUACGAAAUUAGCGUAGUGACUAACUUGUAAAAGUAUUGGAAGUCUUCUCUUUUCAAAACAAAAUAUUUUUAAGACUUGAAUCCAUUAUACCGGGUGCGGCCUGUAACAUGAGCAAAUAAUUAAAACAUAGAUUGUACUUCUCAAACGGUGACACUUUAGUUCAACAACUUUUAAAAAUUAUGAAGUAUUUAGACUCCCUAUUUUUCAUACAAAAUAAAUAUUAUCUUCAAUGGACGCCAUCGCCACGCCAUAUCAUUGUGAUUGACGUUGCUUGUCAAGUCUUAAACAUAACAAAGUUCGCAAUACAUUGCGUCUUUGAAUAACCUUUAAAGUGUAUUAAAAAUCAAACUACAAGUUAUUUUCAAAAGUCGCUGAACAAAUGUUGAUCACUAUGAGGAUUACAGCCUACAGUUAUUUGCUCAUAUUACAGGCCACACCCGGUAUAAUAUUAAAUGAAGCUUGACAAUAUCUAUCACUGAUAGAUGGAGGGAUAUUGAUCUUUAUAGUUUCCGAAUGUGAAUACUAUUAAGUUUGUUCAUCGAUGAUUUUAACAUUGUAUUUUCUAUGAAAGCAUAUUGAAAUGAUUUCUCUAGAAUUCAUGAAAUAAAGGGCCAUGUGCAUUUUCAGUUUAUAAUAAUUAGUACCUAGUUACUAUAUUUACGUAUUAUAUACAUAUAACAAUAGAAUGAAACACUUGAACAUAGUUUACGAUCUUAAAGAGGCAAGCAAUUAAAUAAAUUUAGGAUAAAAUUUCCUCUGACUAAAACUUAAAAUAAACAUGUAAGAGAUUUCGGUUUUAUAUUGCGUAACGAGUUAUGGCUUGUACUAAUUUAUAGAUCAAAUUAUUGAGUUUUUAUAUUUUACGCUGAGCUGCAUUAAAAAGAACGAAAAAGUAUAGAUUAUGCUGUAGUUUUCAUCAAGUAGCUUUGAGUCUAUUUUGGUAUAUAAGUAACUAUAAAACUGGAUGUAUGAAGGGAGUAAUUGAGUAUCCAUUUGUCUCCCUAGAUAGAUCAAUUGUAUCCAAUUUAACGGUAUAAUUGAUGUAACUAACCGAUUAUUUAUUUUAUUCGAACGUGAGACAACCUUUGUUCCCAACGUGGGAGCAAUGGACAAUUGUAUGUAUUUUUUUGCACCUCAGUGUCAUUCAAUAAAACAUUGUAUGUAUUGUCUUGCAAUAAAAUCGUAUCUAAAUAAAUUUGAAAGUGACAGA
This is a messenger RNA of Cydia fagiglandana, 2479 nucleotides long. It is a transcript of the gene KdelR, whose product is annotated as ER lumen protein-retaining receptor. The transcript has 5 exons. The record is from RefSeq and is a predicted model, not a curated record. Gene Ontology annotation, cellular component: cis-Golgi network; membrane; endoplasmic reticulum. Lineage: Eukaryota; Metazoa; Arthropoda; Insecta; Lepidoptera; Tortricidae. Gene Ontology annotation, biological process: protein retention in ER lumen; endoplasmic reticulum to Golgi vesicle-mediated transport. The coding region runs from base 81 to 719 and encodes 212 amino acids. Gene Ontology annotation, molecular function: ER lumen protein retrieval receptor activity.